CGCGAGACUGCUGCUCGAUGAUGGCACGACGCUGGCUGUACGCUGGCUCGACGCUGGCACGAUGCUGGGAGUGCGUGAUACGACGACGCGAGACUGCUGCAUUGUGCUGUUGGCGCCUCUGUUCUUGGCGCCAGCUGGAAUCUUGAUUGCUGGUGUGGCGCUUGCCACAUUGUCUUCGACACAGAUUGGGGUAUCGACGAGCAGGGAGAUCAGGACUGUGAGAUUGGUUGAGAGAGAGAGGGAAGCUUACCUGAUUGUUGCUGUCGAGACAUUCCGUGCUGCUGUGACGUCUUCAUGGGAGAUCUGUGCCUACGUGGCACUUUGCUGUGAUUGGUCGGUUCUUGUCAAGGCUCAUCCAGGGAUAUACUUGUUUGCUGGAGGUUACAUGGGGUUGGAGGAGGGGCCACCCCCCCACCUGGAUGCUAUUACAGGCUCUCCACGACAGAACGACUUGAUGCGGUAUUACUACGAUGAGCUUGAGGAGGGGCAAGGUCUUUGCGCUACGCUGGAGGACCGCUACUAUGAUGACGAUGACGACACCACGGAAGACGCCAACAGCAUCAACCCCAACAUCGACUGCAAAGACAAUGACAAUCUCACCUGUUUCGCCGUCGAUCUCAACAACAACAACUACAAUGACAAAAGCAACAACAACGAUUGUGGUGAUAACAACAACGGCAGCAACGACAACAACAACAUCAGCAACAACAUCAGCAACGGCGACAAAAAUAACAACAUCAACAACAACAACAACAAUAACGGCGAUGACUGUGAUCUUCGUGAUGAUGGCGAUGACUUGCGCAUCCAAGUCAUUCAGGUCGUCGCCACCUAUAAUAACGACCAUUUUGCCGGCUGUGAUGUCAACAUUUACAGCAGCGAUUCGGAUGGGAGUGGUCGCUGGGUACAGCGGGCUCCUUCCACAAUUUUUGUCAUAUUCAGUGGAGGUUGGCCUUUUGGGGAGGGGAUCACUCUCUGCAAGUUCAUGAGCUGUUUGUGCCGGCGAGGUAGCAUUGCGCUCCUUCAGUGGGAUCUGGGUGGGAAAGUCGCAGGGUAGGACUCAUUUACCCAUCUGUGCUAUCUAGAGGGGGGCGCUAUAAUUGGCAUAUCAUCUGACUUGAGUACCUUCUCUGAUUUAGUAUCUCAAGGGCUAUCCAGCGU
Chara braunii is the source of this 1158-nucleotide messenger RNA. Lineage: Eukaryota; Viridiplantae; Streptophyta; Charophyceae; Charales; Characeae. The record is from the annotation of a GenBank genome assembly.